Verticillium alfalfae VaMs.102 is the source of this 942-nucleotide messenger RNA. RefSeq lists its product as hypothetical. The record is from RefSeq and is a predicted model, not a curated record. The transcript has 2 exons. Bases 1 to 942 code for a protein of 313 amino acids. Lineage: Eukaryota; Fungi; Ascomycota; Sordariomycetes; Glomerellales; Plectosphaerellaceae.
AUGCUCUCCUCGAGGCCGACAGCCGCAACCGGUCGUCUAGGUUCCUUGAUCGCAUCAACGCUGGUUUCUUCAUGCCCCGAGGCCUUGCAUGCUUUUUGCGCCACCUGGAGGUCCGACGCAGAGAGCCAGGAGAAGCUGGUCACAGCUGUUGACUUUGAAGGCCAGACGUUCGAGGCGCCUACGGAGACAGACUUCAUACAACAAGCGAGGAAGGCGAUGCUGCAGAAGUCCUCGAGAGACGAUAUGGUGAACAAACUCCAGCAGCAAAUCCAGGACCGCAUGAAACCUUGCCGGGGGGCAUUCAAUUGGCCCGACCCCGCACCACUGAUAUUUCCCUCGGCCGACGAAACAAAAGCUGUCAUGUGCACUAAGCCUGACGGAAAGCCGAAGGGCGGAUUCGAUCGUGGAGAGAUUUGGGCCGACAACUUCUCUGAUAGGCGCGCGCAGGCCAAGUGGAUGCAAAAGAAUCCCGACUUCAAUGUUGCUGCAUCAAUGCCGAAACCAGAGUUCAAAUCUCGAUAUGCAGACCCAAAUCACCCAGCUUCGAGUGGGGACAUCGUUGCGUUUGUAACCGCCGGCAAAUGGUCUACCAGAGGACAGGUAACGGCUGCAGGACCUGUCCUCAUUCCAGCGAGUCAGGAUUCCGAUGGGGAACAGCAAAAGUCUGGAUCUGGAGAUGAACGGGAGACGAAAAUGGCAGCCAUAAUUGAGCAUGAAGAAGAGACCGAGAAAGACCGAAACAAAAGGCUCGAAAAAGAGGAGAAGGAGAGGAAGAAACAGCUGAAGAAGGAGUUGGAGCUGGAGAAAAAAAGGGCGAAGGAUAGCGGCAGUAAAUAUUCCGGCAAUGGAUUCAAAAGUCUUCUUCAAAAGUCGUUCUUCCUCGAUCUUUUUGUAUCGCUUUUAUGGUCUCAGAAUGGCAUCUCGUCCGACGGUAUUCACUGA